GUUUCGAACGGAAUCUGUGUUUCUUACUAAAACGCCACCGUGUUGCUCGAACGUCUCUAACCUAGAAAAAGUAUUGCAAUUUCUUUACUUGACUUCUUCUCGAAACAGUUUGAGUAGGAUGGCUAAGAGAAUCUCAGCUCAACUCUUUGUAAGCAGGUUAUCAGCUUACACUACAGAUCAAUCUCUGAGGCAAUUGUUUUCUCCGUUUGGUCAAAUCAAAGAAGCUCGGCUUAUUAGAGACCCAGAAACGCAGAGACCAAAAGGGUUCGGCUUUAUCACCUACGAGUCUGAAGAUGAUGCUCGAAAGGCAAUGAAAAGCUUAGAUGGGAAGAUUGUUGAUGGUAGACUAAUAUUUGUUGAAGUUGCCAAAACGCAGAGGAAGUGACAACGGAUAUUAACAGUAAGAAAGCCGAUGAUGACCGCCGGUAAUUUAGGCAUAGAGAGACUCACUGUUCUCAUGUAAACUUGUUUACAAAAUUAAAUCUGAGAUCAUCAUUUCCAUGUUCACUACACUGAACAGAUGCUAUUUGUGAGAUAUGGUUUGUAUUUGUUUGUAGAAGAAUCCUUGAAACAGUUUACGUUCGCUUUUGAGGUGA
Camelina sativa (false flax) is the source of this 596-nucleotide messenger RNA. The record is from RefSeq and is a predicted model, not a curated record. Lineage: Eukaryota; Viridiplantae; Streptophyta; Magnoliopsida; Brassicales; Brassicaceae.